Messenger RNA from Nicotiana tabacum (common tobacco), 1531 nucleotides. RefSeq names its product EP1-like glycoprotein 3. Gene Ontology annotation, biological process: recognition of pollen. The record is from RefSeq and is a predicted model, not a curated record. Lineage: Eukaryota; Viridiplantae; Streptophyta; Magnoliopsida; Solanales; Solanaceae.
AAUGCAGUAAGCUUAGAAUCUUUCAAGCAACCAAAGGCACUUUGCCUUCUGUUAAAGUUUAAGUUAUCAUCCACUUUUUUUCAUGGCUCUAUACAAGAUUUUUCCUCUUGCCUUCAUUCUUUGCUGUUCUUUUCAUUUGAUUGCUAGCCAACCUUGGGAUUACCCAACUGCAAAUCUUUCAACCACUUGGGUCAACAGUAUUUCUGCACCCCAUUCAGUGGCUUUCACUGAUGGCUCAACAGUAAGGGCUAUACUACUCAGAGGAACUUUUGGUCCAAGAUAUGCUUGUGGUUUCUAUUGUAAUGGCAAUUGUGAGAGUUACCUCUUUGCCAUCUUCAUUGUGCAAACCAAUAGCGUUUCCUUUAUUACUUCUCCCAGUAUUGGAUUCCCACAAGUGGUUUGGUCUGCUAACAGGAACAAACCUGUUAAGAUCAAUUCUACUUUGCAGCUUACAGCACAAGGGGAUUUAGUGCUUAGAGAUGCUGAUGGUACUUUAGCUUGGUCGACAAACAGUGCUGGAAAAUCUGUUGCUGGUUUAAGCUUGACUGAUGAGGGAAAUCUUGUUCUGUUUGAUUCCAAGAAUGCAACUGUUUGGCAAUCUUUUGAUCACCCAACCGAUUCUUUAGUUCCAGGACAGAAGUUAGUAUCAGGGAUGAAGCUAACAGCAAGUGUUUCAACAACAAAAUGGACUGAGGGAGGUUUGUUCUCUUUCUCUGCUACCGAUGAUGGUUUGGUUGCUUUUGUCGAGUCAAAGCCUCCUCAAACAUACUUUGAAAGAUCUAUUGGUGGAUUGAAUACUAGUGGAGGCUCCAAUUAUGUUAUGUAUUUGAAUGGAAGCUUAUCUUUACUCUCAAAUUCCAAAGAUCCGCAGAUGCUGAUUUCCAUUCCUCCUGCAUCCUCAGCUCAAUAUAUGAAACUUGAGUCUAAUGGACACUUGAAAGUGUAUGAGUGGCAAAGUCGUUGGAACAAGGUGGAUGAUGUCCUGACAGGUUUUAACGGCGAGUGCUCUUACCCCACGGUCUGUGGAAGAUAUGGCAUUUGCACAAUGGGACAGUGUAGUUGUCCCAAAUCAAGCUCUAAUUCAACAAGCUAUUUCAGGAAGAUCAAUGAUAGGUUGCCUAAUCUUGGUUGCUUUGCGAUCACAAGGCUGACUUGUAUUGAUUUAAAUGACCACAGAUUAUUGGAACUUGAAGAUGUGGACUAUUUCGCAUUUACUGCAGAUAUUACAAACACAGAUAAGGAUACCUGUAAAGAUGCAUGUUUGAGGAACUGUUCCUGUAAAGCUGCUUUUUUUCGUACUGGUUUAAACGGUUCCAGGGGAGACUGUUACCUACCAACUGAGAUCUUUUCACUAAUGAAUAAUGACAAGGACAGGACAAGGUACGAUUCCUAUGCGUUUAUAAAAGUACAUGUUGAAGCUGAACCAGCUGCUGCAAAAGGGAAAAGGCGUUUUAUGAACGAAAAAUAAUCCUUGGUAGGAAAUGGAUGGAAAAUUAGCAAACUAUGUGUAAGAUAUGUAUUGUGUGUGUGU